AUGACAUCCAACAAUAUAACAAAUAUAAAAUACUUUGUCAUUACUGGAUUUCCUGGACUUCAACCUCAGUAUUAUGGACCUGUAUCAGUUCUUCUUCUCCUUGUGUUUCUUGCUAUAAUGAUUGGAAAUGGUUUAACUUUAGCUACAAUCACAUUUGUACAAACUCUUCACAAACCAACAUAUUUGAUCUUUUGCAACCUUGCAAUGACAGACCUGGCGUUUGGCACUGUGACUCUUCCCAGAGUCAUUGCCAGGUAUUGGUGGAAUGAUGUAAUAUCAUCUUAUAUUGCUUGCUUUACACAAAUGUACUUUGUUCACGCUUUGGGCGCUAUUCACUCUUUAAUUUUGCUGAUGAUGGCUCUGGAUCGAUUUGUUGCUGUUUGGUUUCCUUUCCAAUAUCUUGUUUUAUUCACAAACAAAUCAGUUUCAAUUUCUUGUGCCUUGUGUUGGAUUCUAACUCUAAUUCGCAUGGCAGGAAUUGUGUUUAAUGCUUCGACUUUACCAUACUGUGAUGUCAACGUUAUCAUGCAGUGCUACUGUAAUCACAUAUCAAUAACUCGGCUGGCGUGUGGUAAUCGCCUUGCAUUUAUUAAUGAAGUUGCAAUUGCUAAUGCAAUGGUCACCCUUAUGUUUCCUUUAUCGUUUAUCAUUUUUUCCUAUUUUUCCAUCUUCAUAGCCGUUCUCAGAAUAUCUCAAGUUGAGAGACGCCAUAAAGUUUUGUCCACUUGUGCUCCCCAGCUCUUUAUUACCGGCCUUUAUUAUGUGCCUAGAAGUUUUGUCUAUAUUGCCAACAAUGUGGGAUUUCAUUUCAGUAUUCUUGCUCGUGUAGUAAUUACAAUGAUGUACAGCCUCAUACCUGCUGCUGUUAACCCACUGAUAUACUGUUUCAAGACUGCAGACAUUAAACAGGCUUUGAUACAGAGAGUUAAAAAUGCCAAAAUAGGCAUUACAGGUUAA
This is a messenger RNA of Salarias fasciatus (jewelled blenny), 957 nucleotides long. RefSeq names its product olfactory receptor 1500-like. Gene Ontology annotation, biological process: G protein-coupled receptor signaling pathway. The transcript has a single exon. Gene Ontology annotation, molecular function: olfactory receptor activity; G protein-coupled receptor activity. Gene Ontology annotation, cellular component: plasma membrane. Lineage: Eukaryota; Metazoa; Chordata; Actinopteri; Blenniiformes; Blenniidae. Bases 1 to 957 code for a protein of 318 amino acids. The record is from RefSeq and is a predicted model, not a curated record.